Molecule: messenger RNA, 3468 nt
Organism: Hypoxylon fragiforme
Lineage: Eukaryota; Fungi; Ascomycota; Sordariomycetes; Xylariales; Hypoxylaceae
Product: alpha/beta-hydrolase
Exons: 3
Coding region: 358-3072 (904 amino acids)
Molecular function (GO): hydrolase activity
Source: RefSeq, a predicted model, not a curated record
GGGUAAUAAGCUUCAAAGCUUACCUUAGCAAGCAUUAAACACCGUUACUCCUAACUAGUUAUUCCAACUGUUCAACCCGUUCAAACUGUUCAAACUACUCCAGUAGCCUGUCGGACUUUGGAAUAAGUAUCCACUUACAGGAGUGAUUGUUACUACCUACUUACAGUGUGCACUGAGUCGCGAAAUAUCAACAUGUGCACUCCUGUUUUUUUCUAAACUGUAACUUGAAGUAUUUAUAAUGUCGUCGGCUUAGCCGUCUAAUGCCUUUAUUGCUCCUACAUAACUACGUAUCUUUCAACCUAGAUACCUACCUGGUAGCUUCACGACAGCUACAAUAAUCAUUACUUGGCCGCAACCAUGAAUACCGCAACGGUUUCUAUGGCAGUCACGCCGACUGUCUUGUCGACGUUCUUGUCUCAUUACCUAAAACGCAAACCUCUUCGCGAGCGCCCGACCGCCCAUCUCUCGUACGACGAGGGCCUACACCUAAUACGAUCUUUCCUCGCCUUCGCGUCGCACCACCCCGUCGAGGAUCUACAAGCUUUCACUGCACAAUGGGUGCCUCAUCCCCAAUGGGUCAAGGUAGACCCGGUCGAGGUCCCGGAAGCGAAACUCUUGGAAGCCGCGGAGAUCCUGCAAGAACAGUUAGGACCGGACGGUAUCAAAAAAGUAGGCGGCCGGAAUUGGUGGCAAUGGCGGAAACCCGGGAGCCCCCUGAAAGCGGAAUGGAUCGAGAUGAAGUCUGAUUACAAUGAACGCAAGAAAGCUGGUGGUACAUGCAAGAGGGUUAUGUUCUAUGUUCACGGAGGCGCCUACUUUUUCGGCAGUAUUGAUGAACAUCGCUACCAGAUGCAACGACAUGCGCGGAAGCUGAAGGCUAAGGUCUUUGCCCCCGAAUAUCGACUAGCCCCACAGUUCCCCUUUCCCUGUGGUCUACAAGAUUGUCUGGCGGCGUACCUGGAAUUGCUUACGACCCAGGACCCAACAACAAUUGUCCUCGCUGGCGACUCGGCCGGAGGAGGAAUGGUGCUGAGCAUGCUGGUCGUGCUGAGGGAUAGAGGCAUCCCUAUGCCUGCCGGCGCUAUUCUCAUCAGUCCUUGGGUUGAUCUGACGCAUUCUUUUCCGAGUGUCUCUGACGAUUGCCCCCUGGACUACAUACCCCAAUGCGGCUUUCAUCACAAGCCCUCCAAGGCCUGGCCACCUUUGAACGCGGAUGAAUACGCGGCAUUGCAGGAACAGGUUGCCAACAAAACCAAACCUGGCAAAACCAAGUUGGUGAAACCAGCAGCGAUGGAGGCGAAAGAACUUCCUCAGGAUCUCGGAGAGCUGAAUGCCACGACGGCGACGGAUGGUGGUGAGCCAUCUGAUAGUCGUGCUGAGACAGGAUGUAUCUCUGUUAUGCUUGAUGGAAAAGAGAUCAAGCUCAAGGAUCAAAUCCAAAUGUAUACGACAAACGAGCUCUUGGCUCAUCCUCUAGUUAGCCCCAUCAUGCAUGGUAGCUUGGGUGGACUGCCACCCUUACUGAUCAUGACAGGAGGCGGCGAGAUUCUUCGAGAUGAGCAGGUAUACCUCGCUCACAAAUGUGCGAAUCCAGAGCAAUAUCUACCCCCUGAGUCUUCCAUGACGGAGGAGGCACGAGAGCAACUGUCUCGGUUCAAACCAACCGAUGUGCAGCUCCAGGUCUGGGAUGAUUUAUGCCAUGUGGCAACGACCUUGAGUUUCACCCGACCCGCAAAAUAUAUGUACCGCUCUAUAGCCCAGUUUGGUGCCUGGGCCUUGGCCAGGGCUCAGAAAACAGACAUUGAGAUUCUAGAUGACGAUUCAGUUUCGGUCAUAUCGAUUUCGAGCGCGAGCUCUGAGUCGGAACGUGAUAACGAAAACGGAGAGGCCAAAACACCCGCUGAACCUGACGGAACCGAGACGGAGAAGGCGGAAGUAGGAAAAGCUGGGGACCCAUUACCCCGUUUCAAGAAUCACAUGAUUCGUCAGCGAGUCGACCGGCACGGAGUCAUCAGUCCAUUAGCACCUCCUAGUGAGCUGCCUGGUUGCAUGAUGGCUCGUGAACUAGUUGGCGUCGUCAAGGAAACGCCAGUACGAAGGUGGCUCGAAGUACGCGCGCAAUGGAACAAACGUUAUGGGAGCACUCGUACCAAGAUCCAUAAGCGACGGCUUAAGGAGAUGGCGGCAGGAUACGUGGGCUUCGAUGGAGAGACCCCGCCUCCCGCUGCGCUCGCUGGUAGACGCAAGGCUAGCGGUGACUCUGCAGAGAAGAAGAAGGUCAAGAGCAUGGGUCUCGCUCUUUGGUCGCUUUGGGGCUCGAAGCACGACGAGGCUACUAUGCAUCGGGAGCAUGGCAUGGACAAGACACCAAAUACCAAAGCCACUACUAGCAGAGAGGGAGAAGGUGCUCGUUCGCCAUCGGAUAUACAAGCGCAAGAGGAGGAUAUCGCCAGAGACGAGCUUAAAGCUAACCGAAGGAAAUCAAGAACGAAGAUCGUUCGGGACUUGAACCAGGCCAUGGAAGACGAGAACCCGAAUGGAAACACCGAGAUCUCCAUACUUAUGGCUCAAAGGGAAGGCAAGGCUGAGCAAGCUGGGAUGCAUUCCCGCGAGAGCAGCAUGGCGUCGGGCUUCCUCCCCCACAGAAUGGGCGUUGCGGGCAAGCGGCCCAUCGUUGGCGGCAUCGCCGUGCCGUUCAGCCUCGACAAGGAUGCGGAGACAGCCAGCAUGAUCACCCUGACAUCCGCAAUGGACCAGCCCGGACGAACCGCCAGCCCGCUACCCCUGACCCCCACUACGGACGCGUUCAUAACGAAUAGUGCUGCCGCAGGAGCCGUCGCCACCGGGGAAGCGAGGGACGAGGUCAUAGACCCAGAAGCCCUCAAGGCGCAACACAUCUACAUGAGCAGAGCCGACCCCGAGACCCCUGGUUUCGGCGACGUGUUCGCUACGCCGAUGGGUGAGAACGGCGCGGCUACGCCGUCGUUGCUCGGCGGAGGCGCGGGAUACAUGGAGCGCCCAAGGAUGCAGACGUUUGUUACUGCGCAGGAGGAUCUGCCUACUCAGAAGUGAUCCUUUUUUUCUCUCAAUAAAUUUCUUUCUCAAUUCUCGAUCCUUUGAUGUCUUGUUUUUUGUGUUUAUCUGUAUUUGUGGAACAUCGAAUCGAUCGCAUCGCAUCGCAUCGCGGGUGUUCAAGUUUUUUCAAAGCGGGAAUGGUGACAAUCAAGCAAUAUACCCAGUUUAUUCAGAUUUUCAUUUGUGUUAAGGGGUAUAUAUAUAUGUCGAUGUAUUUUUAACAAAUGCGUUUUUACUCUUUUUCUUGCAACAAAAGAGAUAUAUAUAGGUUUAUACCCUCUUUAGUAGUAUGUCGUUAAUAAGAUAGGUAGAAUUUGAUAUUUUUGCUUCGUCUUGAUCGGCUUGUGAGGAAUAUGAAUAUGAGAUGGUGUGAUUGUGGUAGGUCGUUUAUGG